Molecule: messenger RNA, 1296 nt
Organism: Dibothriocephalus latus
Lineage: Eukaryota; Metazoa; Platyhelminthes; Cestoda; Diphyllobothriidea; Diphyllobothriidae
Source: the annotation of a GenBank genome assembly
AUGAAAGCCACCCUUUUCUCUUUGUUCCAGGUAAUCCGGAUGAACUAUUGGACAGUCGCAGGGCAACGUAUGGUGCUGGCUCAACCACACGACCUGGUCAGUGGGCAGCUCGUAACAAAUGACAUAAUGCCCACGGUGGACGCUGUACUCAACCAAGUUCACAGCGUGGGCAACGAUGGCUAUUACGUUGGAACCAAUGGUCAGUGGACCUACCACAACAACAAUUGCCGAGUUUUCAAACCAAAUGCAUGGGACAGUAAGGAACUUGAAAUGUUUGACCUCGUUGAGGAACUGGACAGGACGUUCUAUGAGUUUAUGUCCAUUGAAAGAACAGCCUCGUUAAGCGAUAUAAAGCGAGCCUACCGAAAGCUUUCUCUCGAACUGCAUCCUGAUAAAAACCCUGACGACCCUGAUGCGUCUCGAAAAUUUCGACAGCUCACAACUGUUUAUCACACUCUUAAAGAUGAAGAACUUCGAAAAAGUUACCAUUCCGUGCUCGACAACGGUCUUCCGGAUUGGAGAACGCCUGUAUUUUACUAUCGCACUUUGCGUAAAAUGUCAAAUACUGAGCUUGCUGUCCUAGCGACAACGUUUUCUAUCGUUAUUCAUUUUGCGGCCGUUUGGGGACAUACGUUUGAAAAACGUUGGACGCUGCGUGAACGGCUAGAAACUCAUUAUAAGCGUCAUAAGGCUUCGGACAAACGAAAGAUCGCCAUCGAUGUUGAAAUCGCUGAACAACUAAAGGCAAUAGCCUCUCCGACUCUUUGGGAUAUCUUGCCAAUUUAUCUCGUUCGAGUGGUGUUAAAUUUUAUCAUAUCUAUUCCGUCGUGCGUCUCCUCUAUGAUCAAACUGAUCAGAGAUCUCGCAGAGGAAAAGAGAAGGACUAAAGAAGAAAUUAAAGAGCUGGAAAGGCUCGAGGAUGAGCGCAAACUGCGGAAAACUCAGAAGAAAAAGCAGCAACCUGAAAAGCUUCAAAAAGAUCCUCUGGAUGUGGAUGUAUCAAUACUGACGACCUUUUCCCCUGACAAUCUGAGGGUGUCAACCGAUGAACUUUGCGAAGCAGACGAUCGGCCCAUAACUACUAAGGUUUGUUGUUCUCCACUACUUCUUUUUGAUGUUCGUUCCGACUUCGAACCCGAUGAGGCGAACGCUUCUGAUGCAGAGGAAGAGGACAGUGAUGACUACUACCUGUCUAGGCGUAAAGCAAAACGCCUUGGCAAAGCGCCGAAAAUUUCUGUACCCAGAGACGAGGCAUCCGACGAAGACGAAGGUAUCAACUUGUUUUUCUUACGCUAA